AUGGCGACGUGCUUCUGCUGCCCCAAACCUCGCUACAAACGGCUGGUUGAUGGGCUCUUCCCAGAGGACCCUCAAACACCCACACCUGUGUCUGCUAAUAUAGACAAGCUGCUCUUCUUUGUUCAAACCUCCCCUGACCAUCUGGACAAUAUUGGAGAGCAUGUGAGUGUGGCUCUGCAAGUGACGGAGAAGCUGCUGUCAGCCUGUGACUCACGAAAGCUCCAGUUGAUUGUGGAUAGCUACCUGGAUAUACUGCAUAAUAUGCUGGAAACUAGCAACACAGAACUGGCCACCAAUUCGUUUGUGAAGUUUGCCGAGCGAGAGGAAGGGAACACCCCCUACCACAGACAGUACGACUUCCUCAUCCACCGCUUUGCCUCUCUUAGCCUCACCAAGAAUGUCGACGACGCCGACAAAUAUCACGAGACGCAGAUGGCUGGGUUGCAACGGCAGAGGGGAGUGAUAAAGAAGAUUGGUAGGCAAGACAACCUCCAGAUGAACAUUUGGGACCUUGAUCACAUGAACAAGAUAGUGCCGCCCUUCCUCUUCAAUAUGCACAGUCACAGUGUCGCCCAGUCAAGAGAGUCUGGUGAGAUCCAGCCUGUUGUGGAGGAGGGAGACAGUCUGGGAGGGUACUCUCAGGAUAGUCUCACUGAGCUCAUCACUUUUGCCAGACUCUCUCACAUCGACAGUGUCCUCAAGCCAAUACUGCAACACUUUGACCUAAACAAACUAUGGAUAUCAGACAAGGAAUUCACAGCUGGUGUGUACGUCAUCGUUGUGGAAGCCAUGCAGCCCCCCAGCCCCCCAGUGUACAUUAUCUUAUCCCCCACAGCCCCGAGUAGACAGGAUCGGUACAAGGCCGUCCAGUCGCUGGUGGACCACCUGGAUGCCAAGGUGAAGGAGUCCUGGGAGACCAAACAAGGGAUCCUCGGCACACUCUCUAAGUGUGUUUCCGUGGCAGCAGACAGCUCUCUAGGUCCGUCUGUACUGGAUAUAUUCCGUACACUGGUUCGCCACCUCCGUAUCUCCAUAGAAACCGUUUCAGAAAGCCCCUCCGAUCUCAUGUCCUCUCUGACCUUUCAGCAAUCCAUCACUAUCACUGUGGGGGAGUUUGCACGAGUCCUUCCCGACUAUCACAAGCCAGAUAUACUGGGGCUCAUCAACUCUUAUGUACCCGUGGCCUCAGGGGGUCUUGAUAGCGGAGCCACCACUGGACUGUCUGUACAUCCUCUGGCAUCUCAGGACACUCAAAACAGUUUCCUGUCAUAA
This is a messenger RNA of Halichondria panicea, 1272 nucleotides long. Its product is annotated as protein EFR3 homolog B-like. Gene Ontology annotation, cellular component: plasma membrane. Lineage: Eukaryota; Metazoa; Porifera; Demospongiae; Suberitida; Halichondriidae. The transcript has 10 exons. The record is from RefSeq and is a predicted model, not a curated record. Gene Ontology annotation, biological process: protein localization to plasma membrane. The coding region runs from base 1 to 1272 and encodes 423 amino acids.